Pogona vitticeps (central bearded dragon) is the source of this 648-nucleotide messenger RNA. Its product is annotated as somatostatin-2. The record is from RefSeq and is a predicted model, not a curated record. Gene Ontology annotation, molecular function: neuropeptide hormone activity; G protein-coupled receptor binding. Gene Ontology annotation, biological process: adenylate cyclase-inhibiting G protein-coupled receptor signaling pathway; regulation of cell migration. Gene Ontology annotation, cellular component: extracellular region. Lineage: Eukaryota; Metazoa; Chordata; Lepidosauria; Squamata; Agamidae.
UAAGACAAGGAUCCAAGGACACCCUAGAAGCUUUCUGCCUCUUAGCCUCAUCCAAGGAGUUUCUCGUUCCCUCGAAACAUGCAGCUGAUGGCUCGGCUCGUAGCACUGCUGUUGCUGCUGUGGACUGUCAGAGCCUCAGUUCUGCCGGGAGAGGAGAAGUUUUCGGUACAGAGCAGCCGGGAGCAAACCAAAGCCCGCAAAGGCCUGAUCCUGAAAAUGCUGGCAGAUCUACUAGAUGGGGCAGAGGUUGGUCAGGAUGCGACACCUUUCUCAGACUCAGAAGACCUUCCCGAAAGCAAGCUGGAAGAGGAGCCGUCGGCGCUGGGGCGGUUCUCCCAGAUCACCCAGCGAGAUCGCAAGGCCCCGUGUAAAAACUUCUUCUGGAAGACCUUCACCGCCUGCUAACAGCCCCCUAUGCCCCCACCUCCUCCUCCACCAACAACCCCCAGCCCCCUUUUGCCUCUGGGUCUGGGGCUCCUCUCACCCCCAUCCCACUAUGUAACAUGGGUCAAGAAGGGAAACAUAUCCACAGAGCAGAUCCCCCUCCCUUCCUUUAACCUAGAGUUCACCCUCCAGGAACCAGUACCUUGUUUCCCCGAAAAUCAGACCUAACCUGAAAACAAGCCCUAGUCGGAUUUUUCAGGAUGC